UCCUGGUCCUCGUCGCGUGGUUGCCCUCUCCUCUCCUCUCGUGUCUCGUCAUCUCCCUCCCUCGGUCUCUCCUCCCCCAAUCCUAUCUCCCCCCAUCCCACGAAUUCCAGCAAACCCUAGGAUUCCCUUCCCCCGAUGUCUGACCCGCCGAGCAGAGACGAAUCCCGUCCCCCCUUCACCACCUCCUCCGACGACGACGAGCCGGAGACGUCCGGAUCGGAGCAAGGAGGGCGCGGGGGCGGCGGAGGAGGAGAUGACGCCCACCGCCCGAUACCCCUGCGGCAGCAGCUCGUGGGGGCCUGCCGCGCCGACGACCGCCUCAGGCCCCUCCUCACCCUCAACGUCUCCUGCUCCGCCGCCGAGAACCGCUUCAUCUCCCACCUCUCCCAGCACUUCGAGGUCUCGGAGGUGGGCAUGCUCGCCAGGUGCCUCUGCGUUCCCCUCGUCUCCCUGCGCGUCGGCAAGGUCCACCGCCGCGGCUCCCUCCUCUGCCCAACACCCAUCAGAGGGAAGCUGAGCCUUGGCCUUCUUCCUUCAUCGAGCAUGCACAUUACUUUCUCUGGUGAUGAUGGUCAUUCAGAGCAACUAGCACUCUUAAGCGAUGCCUUUGAAGAUUCAGAAGUCAGGGUUGAAGAAAUAUCAGCUGAUAAUUCUGGACGUUCUUUCCUCAUCAGGAUUUCUGAAUCUAAAGUAUUUUACUACUGGUGUGCUGAAAAGUCAAAGGAAUGUGGAAUGGAGCUUCUUGCAAAGAUGAAAAAUCUACUUCAGGGCAGGCCAACCCUCUCUGAUCUCACAGGCAUCUCCAAUUCACGACUUGAUGCUUUUGUCACUAACUUACAUGCUUAUCUUCGCGCACCAAGUAUUGGAGAUGCUAAAUCGUUGGGAUCAUCUAGCGACUUCUUCAGUAUUUCAAUAUCACAUGGUCAACUUUUACAACCCCCAUCAGUCGUUUCCAGGCCUUCAAGGUCUCGCACCUUUACGGCUAAUGCAACAAAAACAAGUUCAAUCUAUCAAGCCAGUCUGAGCCCAAGGUCCAACACUUUUAAAGAUGGGGUGCCAAGGAACUCUUGUACAAAGGUUGUUGGAAGGGAGAAGCUGAAGCGGCACGGUGAAUGGUUGAGCCCAUCAACUGCUCUGGCUGAUGCAAAUCCGUUGAUAGCGAAGAGUCUUAACCCUGAUUCAUCCAGUGAGGCGUGUGAUGGGGAUUGUUUAAAAGACAGUGUGACUUCAGCUCCUUCAGAUUUGCCUCUUUCAUUUCCCUUGCUGCCACCUCUUUAUCCUUUUCCGACUCAAUGUCCACUCUCUGAGGGUUCUUCAGAGAGUCCGUUUAAGCCGUACUAUUGCUGGUGUCCGCCAUGCCCAUCAUCACUGCAGUACAGUGUAACUCCUCUGCAUAUGCCAGUAACAUCUGUAGAACCAUUUCCCCAACCACCUUUGAGCUCACUGGUAUCUAAUGAACAACCGUCUGCUUCAUCAAUUUCUGCAAAGCUGGGUACCACUGAUCCACCUACACUUAACUUUCCAUCAAUACUGCAUGAUCCCGUACUUCACCUGCCGCUUCCUACUUCAACACUUGUUCCCCUACAUGGUUCUGUGGUUUCCACAUUUCCUUUACUUCAUCUGCCGUUUCCGACUUCACCACUUGUUCCUGUGCAUGGUUCGCAGGUUCCAACAUUUCCUCUGCUUCACCUGCCACUUCCUACUUCACCACUUGUCUCGCUGCAUGGUUCACAGGUUCCAACGUUCACACCGUUGAUGUCUGAUCCUAUUGUGCAUGUCCCAGUGAUUGAUAUGUGUUCCUCCGGUCAGGCUUAUCUGGUGAGUUGUGGGCCUUCUAUAACUUCAGCUGUUCCCCUGCUGCCUAGCUUGAACCCUCUGGUUCCAGAAACAGAAUCGCUGGUUGAGAGAAGUGCUAGGGAAACACUAAUGAGGCUUAUAGCUUCAACACCACCGUCAAGCCACCCCCAGUUGAUCAACAUUCUCCCUGCAGUCCUGACUGAUGUGCCUGAAAAUAUUUCCCGGUCUGCUAAUGUGAACAUGCAUGUUGGUGUCCAUCGGAAUGACAUACUUCUUAGUUCAUCUUGGGGUGCUAAUGUGAUCGGAAGUGGGAUUGCAGCCAUGGAACUGCACCCGGAGGAGGAGGUUUCCAGUGGGCAUGAUGCUCAUACAAUGGUUUCAUUCACAGAGUUUGAUGAUGUCAAUGUCGAUCGUGAUCAGCCCCAUUUCAGGAGAAUGUAGAUUGACAUGGGGAUUGUCUCGAGCUCUUUGUUUGUUUGUAAUGUAAGAAUAUUUUGAACGGUAGUUAUCUACAUGGUAAUAGGCUUACGCUGCCUGUUUCCUAUGGUCUCUGCCCAGCUAAAAGGCUGAUUUGGUUCAUAAAUGUAAUUAUUUGUAUGUACUGUAUUUUAAUUUGGCAAAAACGGCAAAGCUAGUAUUUUUUU
Molecule: messenger RNA, 2441 nt
Organism: Lolium perenne
Lineage: Eukaryota; Viridiplantae; Streptophyta; Magnoliopsida; Poales; Poaceae
Source: RefSeq, a predicted model, not a curated record